AUGAAAGUAAUCGGAUUUCUACUGUGUUUACUGGCUCUGACCAGUCUUGGUUCGGGUGCAACUGACCUAGAGUCCAAGCAGGAACAGAUGCGAACAGCGAUACCAUGGCUGCUCCUAUUAUCCUAUCCCGGGGGCUUGCCACAAGCUGGUGCCCCAUUGCCUGGAAUACCCAUCCGGAGACCCUUGGACGAGCUACCUCCUUCCAGUGCCACCAUGAAGUUGCCGCUUUUAGAUGAGACAACAAACUCCCAACCAGCCAGCGAUUUGGUACGUGAACAGUUCCUCCAGGGAAUUCUACAGGGUUUACGGCAACCUGGAAGUGGAGCAACUUCACCCUCAGCUGCCAUGCUGGCAGAUUUUAUUGCCCAGGCCACCACCACGACGCGAAAGCCAGCGGUGGAAAAGGACUUGAAUGCGCCUGGUAACGAUGAGGACUACGACUAUAUAGACUUUAAGAACGGAUCGCGUAUCAAGUACGAUCUGGAUGGAGCUGAGCAGCCGGUGAAUAAAGUUCUUCAGCAGACUACAAGCCGUCCGACUGUGGCUCGUCCCCAAAGUCAAACGCAAAGCAAUGUGGUUUACUAUAGACAGCCAGUAAGAUAUGUUUAUUAUAGACCCGUCUACAGACCGAUUGGUUUUUACAAUAGAGUUGGCUAA
Drosophila serrata is the source of this 657-nucleotide messenger RNA. RefSeq lists its product as uncharacterized. The record is from RefSeq and is a predicted model, not a curated record. Lineage: Eukaryota; Metazoa; Arthropoda; Insecta; Diptera; Drosophilidae.